Messenger RNA from Ipomoea triloba (trilobed morning glory), 2962 nucleotides. RefSeq names its product E3 ubiquitin-protein ligase ATL42-like. Gene Ontology annotation, cellular component: cytoplasm. Gene Ontology annotation, molecular function: ubiquitin protein ligase activity. Bases 501 to 1484 code for a protein of 327 amino acids. Gene Ontology annotation, biological process: protein ubiquitination. The transcript has a single exon. The record is from RefSeq and is a predicted model, not a curated record. Lineage: Eukaryota; Viridiplantae; Streptophyta; Magnoliopsida; Solanales; Convolvulaceae.
UGGUAGAAUAUUUUCACUAAAAUAAAUGUCUGAAGAAACAAAAUAGCAAUCAAUUCUAGGAUUCGGCGAUGCAUAACUCAAAAAUAAAUGAGAAAAGUUAAUUGGGCAUUGGUUGCCCAAUGCAUUUAAACUCUUGCUGUGAACACGUGAUUCACACUCGGCCAGGUCAUGUUUUCUGACAAAAAAAAUUCAAAAAGCGGUGGGUACUUAAAUCCUGCAAAAGAAAUGCGUUUAGCACUAUUUAGUAGCUACACACGUUAUCCGCUCAGUCCAUGCGAAACAAAUCGUGUGAACAACAAUUUUCAACAAUCGGUGUGCCUUGUUUCAUUUUACUUUCUCUUUUGUUUCCUCCCCAUUCCAAGAGGUGCAGAAUAUAAAUUCAUCAUCUCUAUGUUCCUUCUUCACUCCUUCCUGCUGUUCUCACCAACAUCCGAACUCCCUCUCUAUCCCACCACUCUGAUAUAGAUCCUACAAUUUCCCUCUCUUGCAACCCCAUUAUUAUGGACCUUGCCACCAUUUUUGCCCCAUCAAGUGACAACUCUCGCAUCCCCAACUGUUUUCCUUCCCUUGCCACUAACCCCUCUAAUGGCAAUCCCUUCCACAGUCCAACUUCAAAGGCUGCUAUAGCAUCUCUUGAAAACAUAAAAGUAAACUCUUCAUUUCUAGAAAAAGAUCCAAUUAGUUGUUGCCAAAUUUGCAAAAGUGAGUUUGUGUUAGAUCUAGAACUUAAGAUGCUUCCAUGUAAGCAUGUGUACCAUUCAGAAUGCAUUUUGCAAUGGUUAGAGACAAAGAACACAUGCCCAGUUUGUCAAUUCCAGCUGCCAACAGAGGAGGAUGAGGAUUAUGAUUUGCAGGGGUUGCCAAGAGGUGAGAAUUUUAUAGGGACAAUAAUUGCAGAGGAAUUGUUGAAUGGUGAAGAGGAGACAGAGGAAGACUUGAUGCAUUUUCAUGAUCCACCGACACCUGUUUCGGUGAUGCCUAGGUAUCGUCGAUUGCCAAGAGGUGAGAAUUUUAUAAGUACAAUAAUUUCAGAAGAAUCGUUGAAUGAUGAGGAGGACUUGUUGCCUCUGGAUCCACCGAGACCUGCUGCGGUGAGGCCUAAUCUCACCAUGAUGAAUGACUGGUUGCCAGGAGGUGAGAAUUUUAUAGGGGAAGAAUUGUUGGAUGAUGAGUACUUCAUGCAUUUUCAGGAUCCAUCGACUCCCAUUGUGAUGAUGCCUAAUCUCACCAUGAUGAAUGAUUGGUGGCUUGAUUUUACCAUGGUAGACCAUUUGAGGAGUCAGAGCAGCGACACUCUGGCCCUGACAAGUGUCAGUGUGAGUUUCAGUGAGAUUAUGAAUUGUCUACUCAUUAGCUUCCAUCAGCUUGUGAUGGACACUGAGUUUGAAAGCAUGGAUCUUGAAAGCGUGGAUCUUUUGGUGUCAAUGGCGAACAUUGGUGAGAAUGAUUAUGGUGUUGGAGUAAUGGCCAAUGUGAAUGGUUAAUAGUGGUAGUGCUCUGGAGAUGAAGGGGAUUCACUGUAAGAUCUUGAAGUUGGCAAGGUUUGUAUUUUGUUCCAACAGAACCUAAGUAUGAUUUGCUGUAUUUUGCAGAUGAUAUUCUAUACUUGUGCUUUAAUUUUGCAGUGAAAUAGUUGACUGUCUAAUAGGUCUGUGGACUAUGGGUGAAUAGCUAAAGUUUCUGAAUGAAAUAUAUAUCAUGUCAUUGCUUGAAACAGGAUGUGAUAUUGAUCUAAUCAUUAAGGCUUGGUGUAGAUGUCCACAUCUUGGUUUUACUGUUACCUGUAAUAUGAGUUAUGCUGUUAAAAUUCACCCAUUCUUAGUCUAAUUGGUAUAUUUCCCUUCCUUUUAAAGAUUUGAUCCUGAAUGUUAUCAUAAUAUCAUGUUAAGGUCCUAACUUGUCAUGUUCCUUCCUGUCAUUCAAUGGCUUGAGCACAACUCAACUUGGAAAAUGCUUACUUACACCCUAGGUAUACAUAGCCUCGUACACCCUAACCCUAUCAACAACAUUAGGUCCCUUUGUAUAGAAGUUAUAUAGUCGUGUUUAUUUAGGGCUGCUGUAAUAAGUUAUUGUUAAUUGUUUCAAGGCUUUAGUGAUUGUUAAUUCAUUUAUUGUGUAUGCAUUAGUUCAUUGUUUGUAUUACAUUCUAUAUUUAUUGUAUCAAGCAAAAAGGCAUAUGUGCGCGCACAUGCAUACUAAUGUACUAAUGAGUGAAGCACUCCAUCUUUGGGUUAUUAUAUGCAUGCUAUUUUUACAUGAUCUUGUGAUUCUUCUGAUAAGUAUUUGAAAUAAGACAGAUUGAUAACUCUUCGGGGGGCUGUAUAAAUCCUCUCCCCUAGAUUCCGCAAGACACAGUAGCCUUUCACACUGGGAAUAAAUAAUUUUAACAACCUUCAAACCAACACUCGUGCUUUAUAAAUUUUCUGGGGUUGUUUGUCUUGGAACAAUUUGCUAUUCUAGUUCUGUAAUCAUAUAGUUAUAUAUACUCAGUUGUUGAAAAUCACAUUAGAUUGUAUGGAUAUGUGUUGAGAGUUGUGCUUGAGCACAUUUCCCUGCCUUUUCAUGUUGGUACUGCACCAAAAUGCAAGGUUGGGUUGUUGAACUGACAUAUAAGCCUCAAUUUGUGCUAACCGUGAAUUGGUUAUGUUAUGAACCUAUUUCAUUACCAUAGAAGGAUGCUUCUAUUCUUUUAUGCUAUCAGGAACUUCACAUGGCAGUAACGUAUUCUUCACCUGUGAGUGCUGCAACAUGAAACAUUCUUAUCUUGUUCUAAUUAUGGUUUAAAAGCUGUUUCUGUCUCUUUGCACUUGCCUAAGGCAAUUAUGCAAGAGUAUAUGCUUUAUUUCACAUUGCUGCCAUAGAAACUAUGACACUACAGAUUAUAUGCCUCUAUCACAUUUAUCAGGUAUCUGUAUGCCAUUGAUCUCAGGCCCUAAUUUAACUUAUUUUUCAUCUUCAUUGU